GCUUCUCGCUUAGCGAUGAGCGAAAUGAGGAGAGGGUGCUUCACCUCCCCACUGCCAGCCCUCUUAGGAGUGCAGACCACCCACCCUUCAUUUGAGAAUAAGCCCCAUUGAAGUCAGUGGGAUUCACUUCUGAGUAAACAAGCGCAGGGUUGCGCUGUUAGGCGGCAGACGCCAAUCAAGCGCGACAAAUCGCGGGAGCCACGCCUCUCCCGCCUGCGCGCCGGCUAAUCCGAAGCGCGUAUGGAGGCCAAGGCCCGCCUCCUUUCUGAGAGAGGGGGCGGUUGAUACCUCCGGCAGUUCCGAGUAGCGCGCCGGGCAAUGGCUGAGGCGGCGGCGGCGGGAGUUUCCCCGCGGGGCGGCGGCGCGGGUAGCCUGUCGGAGGAGCCGCCGAGCGGCCUGGAGCGCGAGGGCCCCGUGCGCUGGGACGGGCGCCUCACGCACUUCGUGGCCCGCGACUUCGAGCAGCAGAUGCGGCGCAGCGCCCCGCUGGGCUCCGGCUGCCUCAUCCCCGCCGUGGACCCCGCGGCGCUGCAGGACCUGGCGGCUCUGGCCGUGCAGGCGGCGUCGCAGGUGGACGAGCUGCUGCGCAGCGUGCACGGCGCCCUGCAGGCCCUGACGGCGCUCAGCGUGGGCUGCAUCCAGACGUACCGCGACGGCGUAGAGAGCCUGGGCGAGGCGGUGGACACCAGCAUCCGCUCCAUGUACACCCUGAUGGCGCGCUGCGAGGAGCUGGACAAGGCGAUGCAGCCGGUGCCCGCCUUGGCCCGGCGCAUCCGGGACAUGAAGGGGGCGCUGGAGAAACUCGAGGGGCUCUGCAAAUAGGCCUCGCCGGGCUCGCUUGGUGCCCGGCGCUGAAACGAAGAAAGCUGGUUUCCGGACAGCAGAUCUCUCCUCGGCGCUGGUGGCUUCCCUGUCAAAACCCGCUCUGGCCUUUUACUCCGUUGAUCUCAGGACAAUUGCAUAGCUUUCUCUUAACCAAGCUUUUUGUUCGAAACUGUGCAAAAUCAAUUGUGCCACGUAAUAAAUACUUUCUUCUCCUCUUGCAACAAACUCUGACACAAAUCGCCUUUCCAAUACAUGCUUAUGUGGCUUUGUUGAACAGAUUUUCUUAGUAUCCCUUAUAUUGCUAUAAAAAGCCAUAGAAUGGACUCUUACCGAUUGAUCCUCUAUAUAAUUACUCAGGAGUACGUCCUUCCUAAGUAAGGGAUUCCUAAGCUUUCUGCCUGAGGCUGAAAUCCUGAAGAUGCUUACUAGGUAGAAAGUCCCAUUUUGAAUUUUCCAAAUAAAACAUGCAAAACACUGUCUACUGUAUCUGAAAUUUUAUGUCUGCAAUUUCUUAUGCGGAUACAGUUAAAUGGAAUGUAGUCAUAGUUCUGGAAGGACAAGGUGGCUAAUACAUUCACUGGCUGAGAGACAUUGUUGUGCUGCGUAAGACACAGACGUUUAUUACAACAAAUAUUCACUAUCUUGCACUUAACUUGAGUAUAAUUCACAAACUUGUGCUUCUUCUAUUUAAUAAAAUACUCAAAAUAGA
Molecule: messenger RNA, 1534 nt
Organism: Podarcis muralis (Common wall lizard)
Lineage: Eukaryota; Metazoa; Chordata; Lepidosauria; Squamata; Lacertidae
Product: BLOC-1-related complex subunit 6-like
Biological process (GO): lysosome localization
Cellular component (GO): BORC complex
Source: RefSeq, a predicted model, not a curated record